Molecule: messenger RNA, 14815 nt
Organism: Aspergillus saccharolyticus JOP 1030-1
Lineage: Eukaryota; Fungi; Ascomycota; Eurotiomycetes; Eurotiales; Aspergillaceae
Gene: sidC
Product: nonribosomal siderophore peptide synthase SidC
Exons: 2
Coding region: 380-14662 (4760 amino acids)
Biological process (GO): secondary metabolite biosynthetic process; amino acid activation for nonribosomal peptide biosynthetic process
Cellular component (GO): cytoplasm
Molecular function (GO): catalytic activity; phosphopantetheine binding
Source: RefSeq, a predicted model, not a curated record
CUUCUAUUGCAAUCCGCAAUGAAUUUGAAUGCGGCAGAUUGGAUGGCUCCUAAAUCUUGUCACCCCACUUUCACCUCGCAGCCUUUUGCAAAAUGUGAUCAAUGCCCAAUGGCUUCGCGUGGCUCCCGUAUGGAUCCACUGCAAGUGAUGCUGACCAGACAGCAUUUAUGCAUAUCCUUGAAAGUUCCUGCGUGAGCAAAGUACCUCUCGCGCAACAGCGGAGCUCGUAUCUUCUUUAUUAUUGUGGUCACUCCUGUGAUUCAGCACCCUCGUCUCUUGACCAUUUUCAAAGUUAAUCCUUCUGCUAUCGAGCAAGUCAGCGUUGCGGUCAAUAUCUGCUGGUGCGUGACUGGUACCCCGCUUCGGAUAAUUCAAAUCAAUGGCAACCGCCCAACCGCAAAGUGAGGGGCACAUCGCCUCGUCGACUACUACAACAACAUCUUCUGUUACAAACAAUGCUCUCGGUUCAGCCAUGAAUUUUGCUUCUAUCCCGACUACCAGACUUCCUGCUUUGGAUACGGUCGACCAGUACGCUGUCGAAGGUCUUGCGCAUAGCUCAGUUACUCUGAGCCGCCGCUUGGAGCUUGCUUGCACUACAAGCCUCCAAGCUGUCACAAGUAGCCUUAUUCAAGGGUACGCUCGCUUCAUCUCGAGCUUCACGGGGCUCGAUGAGAUCGCCUUUUUUGUCGCACGCCAUCCAACCACUGUCUCCGGAUCGGAGAGAGCGCGCGGAGUGGUCCGUGCAUCUUUCAUCACGGAAGACGAUGUCCAGCGCUGCACCAUCGAAGAGGGAGAUGAGCAGUACCAAUUUGCUGAUGAGGUCCACUUUUACCUGGCUUUGGGAUUCUGCAGCGAACCUGAAAAUGCCGAUCAAAGGCCUUUUGUUCAGAUACACGAAAAUGAUUUUACGUUAUACGUGGAGCCUUCCACUAACGCUGCUACCCUCCAAAUAUGUUUCAGCUAUCCCGACCGCUUGAUCCCCGCCCCUGCGGCGGAUCAGCUGCUGAAGAGCGUUGCGACUCAUUUGGCGCAUUCGUCGUCCUCACUGGCCUGCGAGGCCACUUCCCCCAAUCUUUCUAUUAUGAAUCAUACCCCAUCUAUGAUACCCCCUUCACGACGCCAUGACUGGAAUGAAACCGCUGAUUUUACGAUACCCUCAAGUUUUCUCCUUCACGCUGCGUUCCAGGGCUGGGCCCGGACAAAGCCCGAUGCCAUAGCCCUUGAUUUCAUUCAUUCUUUACCUUCGAAAUCUUCUUCUGCAAAGCACAGCAUUUUUACUUAUUCUGACCUCGACCAAGCCUCUGACAAUCUGGCGGCAUAUAUCAGGGACCUGCUGGCGGCCCGUGAUGUUGCUGAUUGCGGACGAGUAAUCCCCGUGUACAUGACAACAUCACCUGAACUGUACAUCUCUUACCUUGGUAUAUUGAAAGCCGGUUUCGCAUUCUCUCCAAUUCCACAGGACGCCCCGUGGGAUAGGAUUCGUGAGAUUCUGCGGGACAUAGACUGUCCUAUCAUUCUGGGUAACAUGCCCAAGCCGUCUUUGGGACCUUGGUCUACGGAGGAGCAGGGUAAAGAUACAAGCGAGCCCAUAUGGGUCAAUGUGAAGGAUGUAACAAAAUGGGAAGUUCUAAUAGAUCCUGGUGUUCAUCUUCCACCGUCCAAAAAUAUCCUCGAAGAAGUGGAUAUUGAUGGUGACCAGAUCGCUUACCUUCUGUUUACCAGUGGAUCUACUGGGAAGCCCAAAGGUGUCCAAGUCAGCCAUUGCGCAGUCACCUGUUCUAUAGCAUCUCAUGCUACGUCCAUUCCACUCCCUGGUGAUUUUGAAGGCGAUUUUCGCUGGUUCCAAUUUGCUUCCCCUACAUUCGACCCGUCACUCAUGGAAAUAUUUGUCACCUUGAGCACCGGAGCUACUCUUUGCUCUGCUGAUCGGAAUUUGACAUUGACUGACCUUGAAGCCACCAUCAACGAAGCAAGAGCGACCAUUAUGAUGGCGACGCCAAGCCUGGCUGCCCUCUUACGACCUUCCCGGUUGACCACGCUUCAAGCGCUUUGGACUAUGGGUGAAAAAUUGAACAGGACUGUUAUCGAAAACUUCACGAGUACAUUGGUUGACAGGCCUCAAAUGAUGUUGGUAAAUGCUUAUGGGCCCACUGAGGGAGCCAUCAAUUGCACCUAUCUAGCACCGGUCGGUCGGUCGGUUCGUGGCUCGAUCAUUGGCAAAGCGCUUCCGACUUGCGCGAUGUUUGUACUAGAUCCAAACAGUCAUACACCGAAACCAGUUGCAGCAGGUCUCGCUGGCGAGUUAGCAUUAGGAGGUCCGCAGGUCAGCAAAGGAUAUUUGAACCGCCCGGAGGAAACUGCGAAAGCUUUUGUCAGCAGCGCAGAUUUUGGACGUCUGUAUCGUACUGGAGACAUGGCGCGUAUCGUCUGGGAUGAUUCUGGCUCUCAAAUGAUUGAGUUCCUGGGCCGCAUAACAUCAGAUCAGGUCAAGAUUAGCGGCCGCCGGCUCGAACUUGGUGAGAUUGAGUCAGUACUGUCCACAACUCCGGGCGUGACAGAGGUUGUGUCCGUCGUAACCAAACGUGACGUCGAGGUUCAGGGCAGCGAACAGAUUGUGGCAUGCUUUGUUGUCAGCAACACUGACGCGAGUGCUGCCGAGAAGCAAUUGAUAACGAACGAGGCACAUUACAAAGCACAGCAACACCUUUCUACGUAUAUGUGCCCCUCUGCGUAUGCAUUCUUCCCCGAUCUACCACGAUCAAGUUCCGGCAAGGUCGAUCGCAAGGCCAUUGUGGCUGCAUUGCAAGGAGGCAAGAGCGAAAUUCAGUUCUAUACCUCACAACAGCCUACUCGAGACACUCCCAAUGGUGUACGAGAUCAGUGGGACAUCCCAGAGGACGAGAACCUGUCUUCCGUUCAGCAGCUCUUGAUAGAACUCAUAUCUCAGACAGCGGACGAGGAUGUUACCGCCAUCAAACCGGAAGCUGGCCUAUAUGCUCUGGGAAUUGACAGUCUUGGCGCAAUGCGAUUGUUGCAGAAGCUACGAGAUCAUGGUUUUGAUGGCCUGUCUGUCGGCGAUGUCUUGCAAUCUUCAACGCCAAAGGGCCUGAUUUCACUCGUCUUUGAGCGUCGCAAAAUGCCCGGAAAGACAGACAUGAACGGAACGCACGACAUGCUCCACCUAAGACUUCAGGAAUUCAGUGACAGAAAUCUCAUAACAUGUGCAGAAAGACUGAACUUGAAGCCUGAGCAGGUUGCGAAGGUCCUGCCGACUACAGCAACGCAAUCUGGCAUGCUUACCAGUUUCCUGCGUAGCUCAUCCGACAUGACCUUUGCGACACGGUCCUAUAUUUACCACACUGUCUUGAAACUUGAGCCAGAUAUCGAUGUACAUAGAAUCCAGAAGGCUUGGGAUACUGCUGUUGCCGCCUAUGAUUCCUUCCGCACAGUCUUCUGCUGGGUUGACGAUGAUAUGGCACCCUUUGCUCAAUGCAUUCUUACUCCUGAAGCGAGAUCACCAACUGAAUGGGGUGUCUAUCAAGUCACAGAGGCUGUCUCAGCCGAGGAAGCUCUUCGUGCUGCUCUCCGAGAUGCUGAAGAGGGCAUUGAACUAAGCCAACCACCCUUCAGGCUUUCUCUGGUCAGGAGUCACGCUACAGUUCAGAUUGUUUUGAGCAUGUUCCACGGAAUAUUUGAUGGAGGCUCAUUGCAGCUCCUGCUUGAGGAUGUGUCUUCUAUCUAUUAUGAAGAGCCUGCUAAGCCACGAACGUCUCUCGAAUAUGUUGUGAAGCACCACUUUCGGGCAGAUCAGACGGCAACCUCCGACUUCUGGAAUAAGCAACUAGAGCACCAUUCUCCUGUGCCAUUCCCAUCCGUCACCUCAUACAGACCGUCUCCAGUUAAGUCAACUGGCUGUGUGGAAGUAACGGCUAGUAUCCGCCAUGACAUCCUCAAGAAGAGGUCUAAGCUUAUAGGAUCAAGCCCGCUUUCUGUACUUCAAGCAGCUUGGGGCUCAAUCUUAUUGGCUUACAGUGGCUCACCAGAUCAAGAUGUGAUGAUGGGUAGUGUUAUUUCGGGUCGAUUGGAUGCUGUCUCCGAGGCCUGCAUUGGGCCGACAUUUACCACAAUUCCUAUUAGACUCGCUCUCGAAGACUCGCAAACUAAUCAGGCAGAUGCUUGCACAAAUCGUGUUAUAACUCAGCGGCUGGCAACGCUUAACGCAAGCGCCCUGUCUCACCUGCAGCCCGGCCUUGGAACGCUCGUUACGGCGGAAGGACGACUUCCAUUUGAUACACUGAUCGCCUACCAGGAUUUCAAUGCUGGGUCCAAUGCGAGUGGUAUCUGGAGUUCAAUCUAUCAUCCGCCCAUGGCGAAUGAUUUUGCCGUCAUGGUCGAGGUGUGGCCGUGUCCUGACUCCUCCUUGACGUUCCGGGCCAGUUUCGACGAGUCCAAGCUUGAUUUGUGUUCGGCUCAAAUGAUGCUUAGACAAAUGUCCGAUAUCGUCAAUUAUAUCCUCGACGAGCCUGAAGGUAAUUUCGUCGAUGGUCCUUUGAGGACUAGGCACGAUUUCAAGUCAUCCUUCAACCCCCAACCUAGAAUUCUUGACAUGGUACAGGAUCCUCUCCUGCAUUGGCAGUUCGAAAACCAUGCGCUGUUACACCCUCAAGACCCUGCUUUGAUCUUUAUGCACAAUUUGGAUGACGAGAAUGACACACGAAAUAUCACUUGGUCUUACGGAGAGCUCAAUGACAUUGCAGAGCGCCUUGCAGUGCAUCUUGUCCAUACCAGCGGUGAGCUCAACAAUCGCCCAAUUCCAAUCUGCAUUGAAAAAAGCCCAGCCAUGUACGUCGCAAUCCUAGGUAUCCUCAAGGCUGGAGGCGCCUGGUGUCCAAUCGAUACUAAGUCCCCUGCACAACGUCGUCACGACUUGAUUUCCCGAACCGCAUCGAGCAUUUUACUGGUUUCUGACCUCGAUGGGUCACAGCCAGAUGGCUCAAUUCCUGACGGAGUCCGAAGCAUCGAUGUUAAUCGUUUCAUUGAUGCGGGAGCAUCCAGAAUCAACGGCGAGACUUUGCCUUCGACUACUGUCAGGGCCCAACCCAAGCCUGAUGAUAUGGCGUACUUGAUCUGGACGAGUGGAACAACAGGAGCACCCAAAGGUGUGCCGAUCAAACAUUCUUCUGCCGUGUCUAGUAUGAUAUCUCUUCAAAGUGACAUCCCUACAGACGUGGCUGGGGGCGUGCGAUGCUUGCAAUUUUCAGCAUACACAUUCGAUGUGUCAAUCCAAGAUAUCUUUUACACUUGGGGAGUUGGUGGCGUCCUCAUCUCUGCUACGAGGGAUAUCAUGCUUGGCUCAUUUGCAAGGCUGGCCAACGUUACAAAAGCAACACAUGCACAUCUAACCCCUGCAUUCUCAGCUGGAAUAUCUAGGAAAAGCUGUGAGACAUUACAGGUCAUUACAAUGAUCGGCGAGAAGUUGACGCAGUCUGUGGCUGAUGACUGGGGAACGGACAUGAGAGCUUUCAAUACGUACGGACCGGCCGAGGUAACGGUAGUCUCGACGAUCAGAGAAUUCGGCAAUGAGCACAAGGAUGUCAAAAGCGCCAACAUUGGCUGGCCCAUGGAGACAGUUUCGGUUUUUGUGACCAAGGAUCAACGGCUGGUCAUGAAGAAUGCUGUCGGAGAGCUGGCACUUGGUGGUCCACAGCUCUCACCCGGAUACCUCAAUCAGGAUGAUAUCACCAAAGCGAAGUAUGUUUGGAACGAGGAGGCUGCACAGAUAGUUUACUACACCGGUGACCUUGUUCGCAUGCUUGCUGACGGAUCGCUUGAGUACAUCAACCGUGUUGAUGACCUGGUCAAGCUGGGCGGUAUUCGAGUGGAACUGUCUGAAAUAAGCUUCUCUCUGAGGAAUUGUCAUUCGCUUGUCGAAAGCGUUGAGACUCUUCUUCUCAGUCGUCCGGACAGGCCCAGCAGUGUGGUUGUUGCCUUUCUAUCUGCGCCGAAAGCUGCAGCCACGGAAAGUCAGGAGAAGCUCAUGAUAUAUGGUCGCUCCGCUGUAGAGAUAGCUCGAGCUGCCAGCAAGCAAGCCCAGCGUCUCCUACCCGGUCAUAUGAUACCUUCAGUUUUCCUGGUAGUGUCCCAUAUACCAAAGACAUCUUCAGCCAAGACUGAUAGGCGAGCACUUCAAGCGGCUUACACGUCUCUUGAUCUCGAUGGCUGGGAAUCUGAAACGAACUUGGCCAACGGUUCUGAAUUGGUCGCCGAAAGCCAAGUUGACGCAUCUGUUGCAACCGACGUGCUUGAGAUAAUCUCUUCUUUAGCUGGUAUGUCGACAUCACUCAUUUCCAAAUCCAGCCGCCUCAGUAGCCUCGGCAUCGAUUCGAUCCGUGCUAUCCGGGCAGCAUCUAGACUGAAAGAAGCCGGCCACCAGGUCUCGGUUGUCGAUGUUCUCAAUUGCGUGACUGUCCGAGAUUUGAUGGUUUUAGUCAUUGAAGCAAAUCAAGGCACCCGAGUGGACUCACCUGAAACGUUCGACGUGGGUGAUUUCAAUGAGAAGUGGCAUAGCGCUGCGGCAGCCAAGAUUGGAGAAGACUUCAGCAUCCUCAGAGCGUCUCCAUUACAGGAAAGCUUGCUUACUGAGACGAUGGGAACCUACUCCAUGUACUGGAGCAGCCACUUCUUUCUUCUCGAUGAUGUGGUGGAUCUCCCAAGGUUGAAGCAAGCAUGGCUCUCAACGUGCCAGCGAACCCAAGCUCUGAGGACUGGUUUCAUUCCCGUUGCUGAAGUUGGAGGCUCAAGUCCAAGCACACCCGAACACUACGAUUUCUCGAUCUUGCAAAUCGUCUAUCAGCUUCCAGACCUCAACUGGAAGUCGCUGCAGUGCAACAGCUCUGAUCUUCAGAACUUACGGGAUCAGAGACUGGAUGAGAUUAUGUCGAUGCAUCAGAAAGCCUACUUCAGGCAUCCGCCCUGGGCCGUCACAAUAUUUGAUACCGGCGCCGAACGCACUAUGAUGUUCACUGUCCACCACGCCAUACACGAUGAACCCUCACUUGGUCUGAUAUUGGAUGAUGUUCGACGUGCAUAUACGUAUAAACCGCCCUUGCGUGUUCAGCUUACGGAGGCAUUUUCUUUGAUUCUUCCCACUGAGAAAAGUUACCAGGCAACAAACCAGUUUUGGAAAUCUGAACUCAAGGACUUCACUAACCUUGACGCCCCUGUUUGGCCGGACCUCACUGGCAAGAGGCUGCAACCAGGCGAAGUCCCAGUGUACCAAUGGAUUUCGGAAGGAAUGUCUUUGACAAAGCCAAGUUCUUCAUUACAGACAAUUGCAGCAGAACUUGAAUUAUCCUCCAUCGCAUCCAUCAUCCGGGCAGCGUGGUGUUAUGUAUCACUAAGCUACCUUGGACUCCCGGCAGCCGUGUUCGCUGAGACCCUCUCUGAUCGUGUCCUGCACCCCAAUCUUGAGGACUGUAUUGCGCCCCUGAUAUCCGUCGUACCCGUUCCAUUUCAUCCAGAAGGAAGCGUUCGGCAAAUACUCGUCGAUCAGCAACGAAUCUCUGUUCAAGCCUGGAAAAACCGACAUAUACACGCUCGCGAUAUUCGAAACCUGUUGAAACGUCAGAGAGGCGAGGCGCUCUAUCCAGCUGUCUUCAAUUUCCAUGUUGUCGGUGACGAAUCGCUUGAGCUUGUCGAACCGAGCAUUUGGCGUGCAUCAAAAGAUGAUGUGGGCCUGCACGUUGAACAUCCCAUGGCGUUUAACGUCUUUCAGCGCUCUGAUGGUACGCUCUAUAUCGAGGCCUCUUCCGACAGCAGGAUAAUGUCGCACGCCCAGCUGUCGAUUUUUGUUCGUCAGAUUGAUGCAUUGAUAAGCUCAAUGCUUUCAGCGAUCGACGAGCCUUUUGGGAGUCUGGUCAACCGUCUCUCAAAAAGCCUGCGGUCGAUCUCCGAUCAACCUGUCAGCGAGGAAGUGGUGAACUCAGUGCGUCUAAGCCCAACGCAUUGGCUCGAGCUGUAUGCUGCGAAGAAUCCUGAAUUGAUAGCCGUCGAGGUUGCGAGUAACAUAACAGAAUCUGGAGUCGAGAAGGAGACUAUGACCUAUGGUGAACUGAACGCCGAAGCUAAUCGCGUGGCUGCCUAUAUUGCCUCUCUUGGUCACAGAAACAGAAUGAUUGCGGUCUGCUCCGAGCGUGAUCUCAUCUCGUAUACCAUUAUCGUUGGUAUCUUCAAAUCGGGAAACACGUACCUCCCUAUUGAUGAUGGUCUGCCCGCUGAUCGGAAGGUAUUUCUGAUUGAGGAUGGCAGCUGCCCGAUUGUCUUCACUGAGAAGCCAUUUGCCGCAUCCUUCGAAAACGUGCCAGGCACUUGCCAGAUCACAUGCUUCGACAGUGUUGAAUUCUCAGAUUCAUUGACGGCGAUGUCAACCGAGGACAAGGAUUAUAUGUCUGAACCCGAUGAUUUAGCCUAUCUUUUGUAUACAUCUGGCUCUACUGGCAAACCCAAGGGCGUUAUGGUGACCAGAGGGAAUCUCUCCUCAUUUAUCGAGUCUUUUUCGGAAUUCACUUGUCAACGUGCCCCAGUCACCUUGGAGCUUGAAGGGACGGGCAGAUAUCUUGCUCAAGCCAGCCGUGCUUUUGACCCCCAUCUCUUGGAAAUGUUCUUUCCCUGGAGACAUGGCAUGGCUACAGUGACUGCUCCUAGACCUAUGAUUCUCAAUGAUCUUGGAUUGACAAUCUCCAAAUGGGAGAUUACGCAUGCGAGUCUUGUUCCAUCUUUGGUGGAUCAAUCGAAUAUCGGACCUGCGCAAUGCCCUAGCCUGAAGUACAUGACGGUCGGGGGAGAGAAAAUCACGCAGAAAGUGCUGGAUACGUGGGCGUCGGCACCAGGGUUCGCCCUUGUGAAUGCGUACGGUCCGACUGAGGCAACAAUUGGUUGCACUUUUGCCCCUGUGGGCAGAGAUACAAAUCUUCGUAACAUUGGGCCUCCCCUAAGUGCUUGUGUCGGUCACGUCCUCAUGCCUGGCACACUCACGUACGCUCUCAGAGGUCAGACAGGGGAGUUAUGCUUCACAGGUGACCUCGUUGCGAAAGGCUAUCUCAACAGGCCCGAUGCCACCGGAUUCGUGACUGGGCCCAACGGCGAGAGGAUGUAUCGUACUGGUGAUAUUGGGCGCCUGAUGCCAGAUGAUUCUGUUGAGUAUCUCGGCCGCGGAGAUGACCAAACAAAGAUCCGUGGGCAGCGUUUAGAACUUGGAGAAGUCUCCGAGGUUAUUCGCUCCUCCUCUAGUCUUGAUAUCAGUGUAGUAACAACAGUCGCAAAACACCCUGAUCUCUCAAGACAACAGCUGAUUUCGUUUGUUGCAAGAUCAAAUACUCACAAGUGCGAGCAAGACGCAAAUGUCGCGUUUCUCUUCUCCGAAUUUGCCACGCUCGGCAAAGAACUGCAGGACGCUUGCAAGAGAAAGCUACCUAACUACAUGGUCCCUGAGCUUGUCCUUCCCAUCACUUACAUACCGCUGGCACCUCUAUCCGGGAAAGCCAACAUCAAGGAACUGGCCGGUCUCUUCUCAAAUCUUCCCCUUGCCACUGUUCUGCAAGGUAAUAAUGCGCCAAGCAAAGACGACACCUUCGUCAACCGGCCGUUGUCUGCUGAUGAGCAGGCUGUGGCGAAAGAACUUUGCAGUGUUGUUGCAGCAGAUCCGUCGUCAAUCGGACCCUUGACAAACAUUUUUGAAAUUGGGUUGGAUAGUCUUAGUGCAAUUGGUCUCUCUAUCAAGCUGCGGGGAAUCGGUUAUCAAGCUACUGUGGCUCUUGUCAUGAGCAACCCCUUUGUUGAGCAACUCGCGCGUUUGCCUAGGCGUUCCUCCUCGACCACCGAAUCCGUCAUUUCAGAUAUCCGUCGAUGGUUCGCCCGCAUCGAAUCUGAAUACAGAGAGCAUCCAGUCUCAGACUUAGACCCAGCUCGCGUGGCUGCCGUUCGACCUUGUUUGCCCCUUCAGGAGGGUCUAGUCGCCCGCUCCAUCAAUAGUGAAGGCAAUCACCUUUACGUCAAUCACAUUAUCCUGAAGCUCGAGCCUACUGUUGAUCUGGAUAUGCUCAAGUCUGCAUGGCAAAUGGUCGCCAAUGACAAUGAAAUCCUAAGGACUGCUUUCGCCCCUUUCAACAAACAGAUGGUGCAGGUGAUACUUGCAGUUGAUUUCCACGAAAUAUGCUGGGAGGAAAAAGAGUUCGAUAGCCUGGACCAAGCGAUAGAGAGCCAUCGACAAGAGUAUGAUCGGAUCUCUCAGGACAUAGUAUCGAACAUAUCUAGGUCGCCACCAGUACGAUUCUUGAUCGCGAAAUCAGUGGGCACGAAUCAGCCUCCCGCCUUAUUCAUUGACAUUCACCACGCGCUCUAUGACGGCGAGUCCUUCUUCAUGCUAAUGGAGGAUGUUACAGCCCGGUACGUGGGAGAGGCAUUGCCUCCGAGAGGAUCGCCGUCGGAGUUCAUUGAGCAUGUGUGCACUCUAGAUAUGGACAAGGCAAAAGAUCAUUGGGUUCCGUAUCUGGCAGGAUACCGUCCAACCACUUUCCGAAGAAACACUGGGGCAAUGGAACUCUCUACUUCUCGGAGCAGGAAGCUCAGCAACAGUCUCAGUGACUUGGAGCGCUGCGCUGCAGUACUUCGCACUACUGUACCAUCUUUGGUCCAAGCAGUAUUCGCACUUCUCUUGGCGGAUACCGUUGGGGCUCCGGACGUGACGUACGGCUUGGUUCUGUCAGGGAGAGCUAUUUCUGUUUCAGGCGCCUCGUCUGUUCUACUGCCAUGUAUUACCACUGUCCCUGGCCGUCUCAAUACCACUAAUCUGGAGACGGUUGACGAGGUGAUUGAACAUGUGCAAAAGUCUACUAUAAGAUCUCUCGAAUUCCAGCACACUCCGCUGAGACACAUUCAGCGCUGGGUUGGAGCGGAUACCCCGCUCUUUGACUGCCUCUUCUCGUACAUCCACUCCACCCCGUCACUCAAGCACAGUCUGUGGCAUGAACUGGAUAGCCAUAUGCCCGCAGAAUAUCCUUUUGCUGUCGAAGUCGAGGCAAACCAUGCAGAGGACACGAUUCAGUUACAUUGCAAUUUUUCAUCGUCGUUUGGAUCCUCCUACGAUGCAGAGGAAUAUCUUGAAAAGAUGGAGGCCGUGAUCUCAAGUGUAGUAGCUGGCGAAGGUCUUUCUUUGGCCAAUUUCAACUUAUCACGGACAUCUACACCAGGCACACAGUCUCCUGUCGCUGCAUGGGACAAUUCUAUCUGGUCCCCGCUCGAGACUCUGGUUCGGGAGCACACUGCGGACUUCUGUGGAUUGACUAUCGAGGAUGUCACCAAGGGUGCGUCAUUUUUGAGUCUAGGCAUAGACUCGGUCACGGCAAUUCAAUUCUCGCGCAGGCUCCGCGAAGCAGGUCUGGAUGUCUCUUCGUCUGAUGUUAUGCGAUUCUCUUGCAUAGGCGCACUCGCUAAGCAUAUUGACGACACUACCAAUAGUAGGGUUUCAGACCAAGAGGCCGAACACGAGGAAAGCGACACCAUCAAUGUUGAGGUCUACGGUAAAUAUACUCAACUUCUAAGCGACGAUGACUCUAUCUCUGCGAUGUUUGAGGCCACGCCUUUGCAGUCGGGAAUGAUCACUCAGACUCUGGCCACUAAUGGGCAGGUCUACGUCUAUCCUCAUCCUGUCAGGCUUGCGGAUUCUGUUGAUGAAUCUCGGCUCAAAGAAGCUUUGACCAAGGUUAUUGAGAGGAAUGAUAUUUUGCGCACAUCUUUCCAUCUGAUUGAGGACCUUGGGUCCUCCUGGAUCGGUGCUGUCCAUACACAACCGCCACUUGAAUGGACGAAGAUCACGCUGACUUCUAACGAUAAUAUUUUGUCCGAGAUUACUGCUAUGUAUUCGUUCCGGGAUGAAGCAAGCUUCCAGGCUCCUCCGAUUAAGACAUUCUUGGUCAGCCAACCGGAGGGCAGGAUUCUUGUGAUCCUCUUGCACCACGCACUCUAUGAUGGUGCCUCUAUCCCGUUCUUCUUCGAGGAUUUGGCCAUUAUCUACAAUGGUGGCUCGCCCCCAGAGAGACCGAACUUCUCGGAAACAGUCAAGCAUAUUCUAAAGGGACAAGACGAGUCUUCUAAGUUCUGGACGCAGAGACUUCAGGGAUAUGAGGUCUCUGAGCUUCCUCUGCUUCCUACCUCUGUGUCUGCUGACUGUGCAUUCACAUCCGAGCGGCUGUUGAGUGACAAUUUGUCCACCGUGAUUGAGGCUUGCAAAGCCAUGGAGGUCACGGUUCAAAGCGUGUCUCUCCUAGCUUAUGCCAAAUUGCUGGCUCGCCUUUUGGGAAAGCGCGAUAUUGUCUUUGGACAAGUUCUAGCAGGGCGGUCACUGUCAGUGUCAGGAGCUGAGAAUACCUUGGGACCCUUAUUCAAUACCGUUGCCCAGCGAGUUAGUUUUGAGCCAAAGUUCCUGAGCAACAAGGCAAUGGCUCUCCGUUUGCAACAGUCGUCAAUCGAUGCACAAGUGCACCAGAACGCCCCUCUGCGGACCGUGCAAAACUCAUUGAGACGGUACCAUUCUCUUACUUCUUCAUCUCUCUUCGAUACACUUUUCGUGUUCCAGAAAAGUGCAGACUUUGCGGGCAGCAUUAUCAAUAGGCAGACGAUUUGGACACCAUAUGAGGUCGAUAACUAUACUGCGCAGGCUGAGUACAAACUGAAUAUUGAGGUUGAUCAUGCUAGUCAUGGUAUCGUGGUCACUGCUUCCUGCGAUGGGACAUAUUUCACCCAGGACAUGCUUAACAAGCUCUUGGACGAGUAUGCUAUCAUUUUUAGUGAUAUCGUCGGACAUCCCACUAGGUGUGCAACGAUUGUACCUGCGGGCCUCGGCGAUUUACCCUUGAAGCUAUCUCAGCAAGAGGCUCAGGAUAACGAAGUCGCAGAAUCCAAAAAGCCUGUUCAUGAAGACAUCGUUCGAUCUAUACUUGCAGAGGUUGCUGGUGUUUCCCUGGAUAAUAUAAACCCGAACACAAGCAUCUUCAGCAUUGGUUUGGAUUCACUGUCGGCCAUUCGUAUCGCCUCUCUAUGUCGUGCAAAGGGACUGAAAACUGGUGUUGCCGACAUUCUGCAAGGCAACAGCCUCCGCGGUAUCAGUCAGCGAAUCCAGUCAGUCUCCGAAAGCAGCAUGACGCAGACCCACGCCGCGCUUAUAGAUAAUUAUGAGCAGGUUGAGGAAGCUGUUCUUCAACAACUCAAGAUGGAGAAGAAAUCGGUGGAGGUAAUUCUUCCAUGCCUUGGGGGGCAGUACUAUCACCUUGCGAGCUGGCUCAAGUCCAAAAGGAAGAUGUUUGAGUCCGCCUGGCCAUACUUUUGCACUGAGCGUGUUAACGCUGCAAAGCUCGAAGAAGCUUGGUUCCGCCUGCAGCAGAGACAUCCUAUAUUACGGACAUGCUUUGCAGCGAUCUCUGCAACAGAUGUUGUCCAGAUUGUGAUGAAGCAGGCGAUGCGUGAUACCGACAAAUUCAAGGUCAUAUAUCAUUCCUGCUCAAUCACAGAAGCUGCGAAGGCUCAAGCUAGGGAAGAGGCGCUGCACCCGUCCACACUCUUCACGCCUCCUGUCCGUCUGCGGCUUCUGCGAGCCACUGAUCGUGAUGGUGUUCUUGUUCUUAUCAAUCACGCUGCGUACGAUGCGUGGACGAUGCCUAUGUUUGUGACUGAGCUCGCGCAGCUUUAUCGAGGUCAGGAACUUGCCAGUAAUCCCGACUUCCCAGCCUUUGUGACUUCUUCGCUUCGCUCUCUUCGUGCGCUCGAUGAAAAGGGAUACUGGUCAACUAAAGUGGGAUCGGCUACCCCUACUCUGAUCAAGAAAGGAAAUAUCAGUGAGGAUGAGGUGCCCGAUCAGUUGUUCGUCGGGGCUUGGGGGAAAGUCAAGGACUUGUCGAGGCUCGAAAGCACCUGCCGGGCUGCAGGUAUCAGCCUUCAAGCGGUGGUUCUGCUCGCCGUUUCCCGCGGCAUUUCCAGACGUACAGGCGUACCAUCGCCCACGGUUGGUCUCUAUCAAACAGGCCGUUCUGCAUCCUUUGAAGACGUUGACAAACUGUCUGGCCCGUGUCUCAACGUGAAUCCAUUUACAUUUCCCAAUGUCACAUUGGUUGACGAUGCUUCUCCAGCUGCUGUCGUUGAGCAGGCCCGUGCAAUCCAGUCCGCUCUCGCAGAACGUGUCUCGUACGAGCAGAGCUCUCUUCGAGAUGUUCUCUCGUGGACCGGCAUUCAACAAAGCGGAGGCCAUCUGUUCAAUGCCUGGGUCAAUCUUCUUUGGCUGCAAAACGCUGCUUCCUCAGCUAACGACACCACGCCGGAUUCGGAUGUGUACGAGAGCAGCGAACUAUUUCUACCUCUGAAGAUCGGCGUGCCAACAGAUUUCGUUCCAUCGGAGCCGCUACCUGAUACGGCUACGUCCGUGGCAGCCUUGGACACUUCCUUCCUUCCGGACGAGAAUGUGUUUAUCGAUAUCGCUCCCGAUCACAAGACCGAUUCUAUCGGAUUUGGUGUGCGGGUCGAGGGAGGACUUUUGAAGGAGGAAGAGGUGAAUGAUCUCUUGACAGAGAUAGCGAGUGAGAUUGAAAUGAUUGUUUCUUCGGUUGAUGCAGCUUGAGCUGAACCAUGGGCUGCUGCCACGGAAUUGAUUCAUUCACGAGGUUUGGGAGGUUGCCUCAUUUGGUGCAUAUAUUGAUGCAUGUACUUUGUGAUUCUCUUGUUAAUAUUUGUAUUACCUUGUGUUAGAGUGUUUCUAGAGCUAGAUCUUUUU